AUGUCGAAAAUCCCACCCGAAAUCAUAACAGACAUUUUGCUUCAACUUCCGGUGAAAUCCGUCCUCCGAUUUAGAUCCCUAUCCAAACCAAUUUGCUCCUUAAUCGACGGCCCAGAUUUCAUCAAUCUGCAUCUAAACCAUUCAAUCACUACCAAAUCUAAUCACAGCAUCAUCCUCAAAGAAUGGGAUGUUUUCACCGUUGAUUUCGAUACUCUUUCUGCCGCGGUGGAGGUGAAACACCAUCCGCUUUAUGCCGGUGGUGGAACGGAGGUUAUUGGUUCGGUUAAUGGGUUGGUGUUUUUGAGGCAUUCGGAGAGGAAUAUUGCGGUGUAUAAUUUGUCUACAAGGGAGUGGAAGAAAUGUUAUGUGCCAGAGAUUGAGCCGCCGCGGCGGGAUUUGACAACUGGGUAUGUUUAUUAUGGGUUUGGUUAUGAUGCUGUUUGUGAUGAUUACAAAGUGGUGAGAAUGGCUCAGUUUGUUAGAGAAGAUGGCGGCGGCGGAGGUGAUGGUGCUGGUGGUUUGGGUUGUGAGUAUGAAGUUAAGGUUUAUAGUUUAAAGAAUGAUAAGUGGAAGAAAAUUGAGGGUUUGCCGAUCCGGCUUAGGUUAUUAAGCAAGCCCUUUUUUCAUAUUUUGCAUAGGAGAGGGUAUGGUGUUUUCGCUGGUCACGCUGUGCAUUGGAUUGCCCCUCAGAGGCGUCAACUUGGUAUUAGAGAUUGUGUUCUUGGUUUUGAUGUUAGGGAUGAUAAAUUUUUCGAAUUGUCGCAACCGGAUUAUGAAAACAAAGGUAUGAACUUUCAGGUUGAUGUUGGGGUUUUAGAAGGGAAUUUGUGUGUAAUGUGUAAUUAUGAUCAUGUUUGUGUUGAUGUGUGGGUUAUGAAAGAGUAUGGUGUGAAGGAAUCUUGGUCUAAGAUUUGUUCGGUUCAAGGGAUUAAAUGGAUGAGUACUUUUAUGUUUUUGAGACCUCUGGUUUAUUCCAAGGAUGGUGAUAAGCUGUUGUUGGAAGUGAAUGAUGAGAAGCUUAUGUGGUAUGAUUGGAAAAACAAGCAUGCUAAGGCUGUAAAGAUUCAUGGUGGACCGAGUUCUUUUGGUUCUGAAAUGUAUGUGGAAAGCCUUAUUAGGAUAAACGGUAGUGAUCGAGAUGGCUGGAAGAAGCAGGAAGAGCUAGAUGAGGAGGAGAAGAGGAAGGCAGAUAGGCAGAAGAGGGAUGAUUUCCUGUCUGUGGGGUUCAAACUGAAGUUGGUUGAGAUACUGGAGAAUAUACAUUUGUCUUGA
Messenger RNA from Dovyalis caffra, 1272 nucleotides. NCBI's taxonomy places the organism in Eukaryota, Viridiplantae, Streptophyta, Magnoliopsida, Malpighiales, Salicaceae. The record is from the annotation of a GenBank genome assembly.